Cladocopium goreaui is the source of this 1020-nucleotide messenger RNA. The record is from the annotation of a GenBank genome assembly. NCBI's taxonomy places the organism in Eukaryota, Dinophyceae, Suessiales, Symbiodiniaceae.
AUGCCAUCCGUCCAACCAUUGGACAUAGACGAGGGCAUCAAGGGGCAGCGUCAAACCAUUGCUAUUGGUCAUGGAGAUGCCGCCUUCACCUACGCCGCCACCAUCUCCACUGCACUGCUGCAGGGGGACACCAUCAAAGAUUCCUUGGAGCAAAAAGACACCGAUAGAGAUCAGGAGAGCAGGCGCAUCAGCAUAUCGCAACACCAACAAGCUCCAGCUGUUGCUGGAACAAUGGACAGCGUGCCAAGGAAAUGGCUCACCCAGGCGGAGUUGCUUGGGAAAUACGGGGACGCUUCUGUGGUGGAUGCCAUCGUCCAAGCGAAGUUGGCAGAUCCAGAAGUGAUGGCAUCUCAUGUUCGUUCGAUCCGCAACAUCCAGUUGCCCGAGGGGCGAGGUGCGCGGGGCGCUGCUUCGCUACGCUUCUUCUAUGAGAACUUGGUGUCCAUCCGGCGCUUUAUGCUACAUGAUGUCAUGGGACUCUUGCGCGAGCAAAGCAAAAAGGGCCAACUGGCCGCCGUGGAUUCGUUGUCAUUGCAGCUGGAGUCGUACCGCGUCAUCGGCUAUCGAGACAUUGCGCCCCAGUAUAAGGUGUGGUGCAUCUUCCACUGCAACUUGGUGGCGCGGAAGGUCCUGAGCAUCCUGGAGUCACCCGCUGCGCAGACCAUCCAGAAACACAUCCGAAAUCUCAACAAGCUGCAGCAAACCUACAGCAUUCGCGAUGCCAUCUUGUCAGGGAACCCAGUGACCUCGAUUCGAGGAGGCGGACCAGACAGAAGCGCGCCCGCUGAGUACAGCCAAACAAGAAGGCAGUCCAACAACAACGACAAGGUUCCUACCCGUAGGUCAGACCGGCACAGCACCGAACGUGCCAUGCAGCUCACGUCGCAUUGGGUGCGCAGCUAUUCCUCGUUCUUCCCCACGGUGCCAGCCUCCAUGAAGGUGGUUCGCAAGGCCAUGGAUGCCAGAGCUAGGGAUGUCAGCAACGAUCUUGGGAUUGCACAAUGCUUUAACAUCCCUUAA